Hyaena hyaena (striped hyena) is the source of this 2007-nucleotide messenger RNA. It is a transcript of the gene RNF146, whose product is annotated as ring finger protein 146. The coding region runs from base 255 to 1325 and encodes 356 amino acids. The transcript has 3 exons. Gene Ontology annotation, biological process: ubiquitin-dependent protein catabolic process; Wnt signaling pathway. NCBI's taxonomy places the organism in Eukaryota, Metazoa, Chordata, Mammalia, Carnivora, Hyaenidae. The record is from RefSeq and is a predicted model, not a curated record. Gene Ontology annotation, molecular function: zinc ion binding; poly-ADP-D-ribose binding; ubiquitin protein ligase activity. Gene Ontology annotation, cellular component: cytoplasm; nucleus.
CUGGCGGGGAAGGGUGAAAGUCAGCCACUGCGGGAUCCUAACCCGAGGAGGCGUAAAGGCUUGCGGCGUCACCUCCAGCCGCGUCGUGCUCCGGGUCGGCCCUGCGCUCAGGGCCUGAGAGGGGCGGCGGCGCUGGGGUCAGGGGCCGCACAGAAUGAACCAGCAGUGGAAGAGAAAAUACUACAAACUGUUUGACUGCUGGUGAAGAUGGUCUUUUAUUUUUGUGACAGACAACUGUGGGAUCUGUAAUAGAAAUGAUGGCUGGCUGUGGUGAGAUUGAUCACUCAAUAAACAUGCUUCCUACGAACAGGAAAGCAAAUGAAUCCUGUUCUAAUACUGCACCUUCUCUAACUGUCCCUGAAUGUGCCAUUUGCCUGCAAACAUGUGUUCAUCCAGUCAGUCUGCCUUGUAAGCAUGUUUUCUGCUAUCUGUGCGUAAAGGGAGCUUCAUGGCUUGGAAAGCGAUGUGCCCUCUGUCGACAAGAAAUUCCCGAAGAUUUCCUUGACAAGCCAACCUUAUUGUCACCAGAAGAACUCAAGGCGGCAAGCAGAGGAAACGGUGAAUAUGCAUGGUAUUAUGAAGGAAGAAAUGGGUGGUGGCAAUAUGAUGAGCGCACUAGUAGAGAGUUGGAAGAUGCAUUUUCCAAAGGUAAAAAGAGCACUGAAAUGUUAAUUGCUGGGUUUCUGUAUGUUGCUGAUCUUGAAAAUAUGGUUCAAUACAGGAGAAAUGAACAUGGACGUCGCAGGAAGAUUAAGCGGGAUAUAAUAGAUAUACCAAAGAAGGGAGUAGCCGGACUUAGGCUGGACUGUGACACUAAUACUGUAAACCUAGCGAGAGAGAGCUCUGCAGAUGGAGCGGACAGUAUAUCAGCACAGAGUGGAGCUUCUGUUCAGCCUCUAGUGUCUUCUGUAAGGCCCCUAACAUCAGUAGAUGGUCAGUUAACAAGCCCUACAACUCCAUCCCCUGAUGCAAGCACUUCUCUGGAAGACUCUUUUGCUCAUUUACAACUCAGUGGAGACGGCAUAGCUGAAAGGAGUCAUAGGGGGGAAGGAGAAGAAGAUCAUGAAUCACCAUCUUCAGGCAGGGUACCAGCACCAGACACCUCCAUUGAAGAAACCGAAUCAGAUGCCAGUAGCGAUAGUGAGGAUGUAUCUGCGCUUGUUGCACAACACUCCUUGACCCAACAGAGACUUUUGGUUCCUAAUGCAAAUCAGACAGUAUCUGAUCGAUCAGGAACUGAUCUAUCAGUAGCAGGGGGUGGAACAGUGAGUGCUGGUGUCAGAUCUAGAAGGCCCGAUGGACAGUGCACAGUAACUGAAGUUUAAACAAAAACAUCUUCAGCUCCAUGCUCAAGGUUAAGAUGGUUAUUUGUAAAUUUCUGCCCACAUAACAUUAUACGCAUCCCUAGUAGUGUAUUUUGGGAGUUGGGGUGGGAAGGGGUAUGGGGAGGACAGACCUGUAAUAAAAAUGUCUAACAUGUCUCUGUUGAGGAAUUUAUUUAAUAUAAGGAACUCGGGCGUUAAUAGUUGAGAGUUGUUUAGUAAUAACCCAGUUUUCUUGAGGUCUGUUUAUUUUAUAGUUUUUUAAAAUUUCUUCAGUUCUUUGGCCAGUGUGUGUGUAUUAUCUGUGCAUUAACAGUCCUCAUCUUACUCUUGCACUGUGUCUUAUUUUCCUGCAUGGAUUGACGUAAAACCAUUACUAAAAUUUGGCACCUAUGAGAUGUCUGUUUAUCAGUAUGAACGGGAAGCGUAAUAAUGAGAAUAGAAGUGAAUUUGGGAUUUUAAAAUAGAUGAAUAACAACUAUGAAAUAGUAAAGUUACUGAAAUGGAAAUGUAAAGAAAACAGUUAAUAAUUUAUGUUUCAGAAUCUUGUCUGUAACAUACUUCAUGGUGUUUCCCAUAGGCUUUGCUGUCUAGUCCUUGUAGUUUGAGGUUUCUCUUGAUCUGCAUUUUUCUUUUUGAUUACAGAAUUUAUAAUUUAAUAAAUACUAGAGUUUAUCAAAAAUAA